Messenger RNA from Ascoidea rubescens DSM 1968, 1503 nucleotides. RefSeq lists its product as uncharacterized. The record is from RefSeq and is a predicted model, not a curated record. Lineage: Eukaryota; Fungi; Ascomycota; Saccharomycetes; Ascoideales; Ascoideaceae. Bases 1 to 1503 code for a protein of 500 amino acids. The transcript has a single exon.
AUGGUGCCUGGCUCCUUUGCUGUUGAUCCUCAGUUGCGACCUGCCUUCGACCUCCAGCACAAAGACAACCUCAAGAACUCUGUCACAGACCUGGAACCUGGCUCUCCUGGCCUUCCUGACGAUGAUCCCAGCCGCCUUAUGGUCCAUGAGCCCUCCGAUGGCUCUGCCAUCCUAAUGAUGAACAACGUUGCUCAAAACGACUAUCUUGUCUUGAUGCCUGAUUCCUCUGAGUGCUCCAGGUGCAGAAAGGCUUUCCAGCAGAACACCACAAAACAUUACAAGCUAUGUCCCCACUGCAGAGACUUGCAAAAAGAGAGGUCCAGACGAUGGCAGUCCAAAACCAAGUUGAAAGAUGGUGCCUGCAGAAGAUGUGGCCAGUUGAUUCCAGAAGACCAAUCUCAAUAUGUUUUAUGUCCUGCUUGCCGAUUAAGCCUUCGAAGCAAAAAGGCCAACAGAGCCCUUGAGGGAAGAUGUGUGCAUUGCUCUGGUCCAAAUCACCAACAAGAAGGCCCUAUUUACUACAAAGUCUGCAAAAGAUGCAGAGACAAUGACAAACUACGAAGAACAAACUUGGAGAGAAUCGGCAACUGCAACAGAUGUGCAAAACCCUUGGUUGGUGAUGAUAUCAAUAACCAUAAGGUUUGCAUGUUCUGUCGCUCAAGAAAGAAGAAAAAUAACCUAUACUUGUCCCAUUCAAGCUACCGCCAAAUCGACUACAAUCAAUCCAUCUCUAUAAACAAUCUUAAUGCCAACAUUAACAACACGAAUGUCCAUGCAAAUACCAGCUUAUCUAGUAAUCACAACCAUAUUAUUAACAACAACAACAACAAUAAAAACACAACAAAUAUUUCCAACUACAAUAAUAUUAUUGACACUGAUAAUGAUAAAUUGAAUCAGCUAAAUCUUAAAGAACAACAAGAUCAAUUACAAGAGCAAAUCAGCUUCUUGGUCUCAAUGCAUCCAACUUUUCAAUCUCUAAAUCCUAAAUUACAAAGAGAUGUCGUUCAAAAAAUUCAAGAAGAAGCUCAAAUACAACUUCAACAAAAAAGAUUAAAUCAAUAUUCAAAUAACAUGGUUUCACAUAAUAUCAAUAAUAAUAGUAAUAGUAACAGCACUACUACAACUAAUAAUAAUAACAAUCAUGCUAAUAAUCAUGCUAAUACUGCUAAUAUUACUAAUACUAAUACUAAUACUAAUACUAAUACUAAUACUAAUACUAAUACUAAUACUAAUACUAAUACUAAUACUAAUACUAAUACUAAUACUANUAAUACUAAUACUAAUACUAAUACUAAUACUAAUAAUAAUAAUAAUAAUAAUAAUAAUAAUAAUAAUAAUAAUAAUAAUAAUAAUAAUAAUAAUAAUAAUAAUAAUAACAAAAUAACCAAUCACAAUUCUCAAAUUACAUCAGAAAAUCAACUUCAAGAUAACAAUAAUUCUUCUAUUCAAAAUGAAAUUGAUAAAGAAUCCGAAAAUAUUAAUACCAGAAUCCGAAAAUAUUAA